Salvia hispanica is the source of this 3155-nucleotide messenger RNA. RefSeq names its product phototropin-2-like. Gene Ontology annotation, biological process: protein phosphorylation. Gene Ontology annotation, molecular function: protein kinase activity; ATP binding. Lineage: Eukaryota; Viridiplantae; Streptophyta; Magnoliopsida; Lamiales; Lamiaceae. The record is from RefSeq and is a predicted model, not a curated record.
UCUCCUUCUCCAACUUCUUUCACUUCACUUCCACUUUCAUAGAUUAAUUACAUCAAUUUAAAUUCGGAAUGGCAUAAUACAGCAACUGGUAAUUGUUCAGUUGAUUCGCAGGGGGAAUAGAAUCGAUUCGUGUUUGGUUAUGAUCUCUGGCUAGUUGGAGAUGGAUCCUUCUACUAGGAGUAGUCAAGCAAGUGGUUUGCAGGUGAUUGCAUCUUCUGAUAAGACUCAUGAUAAAUGGAUGGCGUUUCAGUCCAAGCCUCGUGAUGGCGAUGGCGAUGGGGAUUCCAAGCUGAUAGCGGAGAGAACUGCCGAGUGGGGGCUUAUGGUCAAGACAGGUGUCGGUGAAGGUAGCUUCCACGCCAUCCCCAUUGGCUCGGGAGAAGGAGAUAAGGCUAGGAACUCGUCCGAGAGAGCGUCUGCAUCAGCACGUUCAUCCGGGGACUCUUCUUUCGGAACUGAACGUCCGAGGGCGUCUCAGGAGCUCAAGGAUGCCUUGGCUACUUUGCAACAGACAUUUGUCGUCUCGGAUGCGACAAAGAAGGAUUGCCCCAUUAUGUAUGCUAGCAGCGGAUUCUUCACAAUGACUGGCUACUCUUCUAAGGAGGUUAUCGGAAAGAAUUGCCGCUUCCUGCAGGGGCCGGAUACAGACCAGAACGAGGUGUCUAAGAUAAGGGAUGCAGCUCGGAACGGAACAAGCUAUUGUGGGAGGCUGCUGAACUACAAAAAGGAUGGCACCCCAUUCUGGAAUCUGUUGACAAUCACUCCAAUCAAAGAUGAUAAAGGAAAAACUAUCAAAUUUAUUGGAAUGCAGGUUGAGGUCAGCAAGUACACAGAAGGAGUGAAUGAUAAGGCAUUACGUCCAAAUGGACUACCGAAGUCAUUAAUUCGUUAUGAUGUUCGUCAAAAGGAAGAGGCUUUAGGUUCCAUCAUAGAAGUUGUGCAAACCGUGAAGGAUCCAAAAUCGCAAAUUUCAUCAAAUCCCAACUACAUGCUUCCUGGACUAGCUGAAAGUGAUACUAAAAGCACCCCAGGGAGACUUACCCCUCAACUGGAUAGAAAGAGUGGCUUGAGUCGUUCUGGUUCUCAUCAGGAGACGAACAAGUCCAGAAAGUCUACACGUCUUUCAUUGCUGGGUAGUAAAGGGAGGACUUCUAGCAAUGCAGGAAUGUUAGAAAAUCAGCAAGCUAUUGAGCCAGAGAUCCUAAUGACGAAUGAUUUUGAACGUACACCAAGUUGGGAACGAGCUGAAAGAGAGAGAGAUAUACGUCAGGGGAUUGACUUAGCAACAACAUUAGAACGCAUUGAGAAGAAUUUUGUGAUAACAGAUCCUAGACUCCCUGAUAAUCCUAUUAUAUUUGCUUCAGACAGCUUUCUUGAACUAACAGAGUUUACCCGUGAAGAAAUAUUGGGGAGGAAUUGCAGGUUUCUUCAGGGACCGGAAACUGACCAAGCUACGGUGCAAAAGAUAAGGGAUGCCAUCAAAGAACAAAGAGAAAUCACUGUUCAGUUGAUUAAUUACACAAAGACUGGGAAAAAAUUCUGGAACUUAUUUCACUUGCAGCCUAUGAAGGAUCACAAGGGUGAACUACAAUACUUUAUUGGUGUGCAACUAGAUGGCAGCGACCAUGUGGAACCGCUGAGGAACCGCCUCUCUGAAAGAACAGAACAACAGAGUGCUAAAUUGGUUAAAGCUACGGCAGAAAAUGUCGAUGAGGCUGUUCGGGAACUUCCUGAUGCCAACUCGAGACCAGAGGACCUGUGGGCUAUACAUUCUCAACCGGUACGGGCCAAACCACACAAAAGGGAUGGUAUUGCAUGGACAGCAAUAAAAAAGGUUACUGAAACUGGUGAAAAGAUCGGACUGGAUCACUUCAAGCCCAUACGUCCACUGGGAUGUGGAGAUACUGGCAGUGUUCAUUUGGUGGAACUGAUUGGUACUGGUCAACUGUUUGCCAUGAAAGCUAUGGAUAAAUCCAUGAUGCUAAAUCGUAAUAAGGUUCACCGUGCAUGCAUUGAAAGAGAAAUAAUCUCUCUCCUGGAUCAUCCGUUUCUUCCCACACUGUACUGCUCUUUUCAGACCCCUACGCACGUUUGCUUGAUAACAGAUUUUUGUCCUGGAGGAGAGUUAUUUGCAUUGCUUGACAAACAGCCAUUGAAAAUGUUUAGAGAGGAUUCCGCCAGGUUUUAUGCUGCUGAAGUCGUCAUUGGUUUGGAAUAUCUUCAUUGUUUAGGAAUAAUCUACCGGGACUUGAAACCAGAAAAUAUUCUUCUUCAAAAGGAUGGGCAUGUUGUGUUAGCUGACUUUGAUCUGUCACUUAAAACACCUUGUAGACCUCAAAUUAUCAAGCCUCCUCCACUAAAGAAAAGAAGUUCAAGGAGUCAACCACCUCCAAUUUUUUUCGCAGAACCAACUGCACAGUCAAAUUCUUUUGUCGGAACUGAAGAAUACAUUGCACCGGAAAUCAUUACUGGUGAAGGUCAUAGUAGUGCCAUUGAUUGGUGGGCUCUUGGUAUAUUGGUGUAUGAAAUGCUUUAUGGGCGUACACCGUUUAGGGGGAAGAACAGGCAGAAAACAUUCGCCAAUAUCCUGCACAAAGACCUCACCUUCCCAAGCAGCAUUCAGGUAACUCUCCCAGCAAAGCAAUUGGUUCAUGCACUGUUGAAUCGUGAUCCAGACAGUCGUCUAGGAUCAAAUGGCGGUGCAAAUGAGAUCAAGGAACACCCUUUCUUCAAAGGAAUAAACUGGCCUCUCAUCCGAUGCAUGAGCCCCCCACCUCUCGAUGCACCUCUUGAGAUAAUCGGGAAAGAAGAUGCAAAAGAUGUAAACUGGACAGACGAGGGAGUUCUCGUACAUCCUAUGGAAAUGUUCUAGAGUAUAGUAUUGUGGCGAGAUCUUCUUCAUCUGGAGACGAGACAAAGGACAGAGGUAGCAUGUUGUUGUACAGGAAAAACACACCAGAGAAUCAGAUCUCAGAUAAGAAGUUUAAUGUAGUAAUUUCCUUUAGUUAUCACUGUGUUUUGAUUAUUUUGUAUCUAGUGAGUUUCAACUUUGUUUGUUUGUUUUGUAUGAUGAUUAUGCAACUCUUAUCUUUGUAUCUAUCUGCACAUAUUUUACAGAUUCAUCAACUCAAGAAUAAAUUAUAACUAUUUUGUUA